Molecule: messenger RNA, 306 nt
Organism: Heterotrigona itama
Lineage: Eukaryota; Metazoa; Arthropoda; Insecta; Hymenoptera; Apidae
Source: the annotation of a GenBank genome assembly
CGGCAGCCCUUCUCUCUGGCCCAUGGUGUUUACUCAAACCCUGCGGCUCAUGCACGCGAGACUCACGCGUGUAUGGGACCGAUAUGAGGUUCCGGCUGGAAAGUGCACGUUGCAAUGUGUAUAUCGAGCGUAGCUUUAGACGACAAGGCGUCGAAAGGAAAUGCUUCCCCGGCAAAUGGCAAUGGUUGCUUACUCGCUAUGUUUGUUUCAGUUGUUGACUCUCAAUGGUCAUUUUCCACUUCGAAGAUUCAGAACUUCGAUAGGAAAUUCGCAGCGAAGAUAUUGAACGGGUUCAGACAUAUGUAG